ACACUUGAGAGAUGGCUUAUUAUUGUGCCACACCUGUGGCAAAGAAAUUAUUCAAGGUCAAGGACAUGCUAGUGAGAUACCGAGUGAUAAUCAUUUUCUCUGUGACAAAUGCAACAAACAGUUUCCUGAUAUUGAAAGUUUAUAUCAGCACAAGGUCAAAGACCAUGGUACGUCCUACCAAUGUGAUGUCUGUAAGGAAUUAGAAGCAAGAGAAGCAACUGGUAUUGGUUAUAUCUGUUGUGUCUGUGAUGUCGAGUUUGAAAUUGCCCCUGAACUUGAAGAUCAUAUGAGUAUGCAUGACAAUGUGUCGCCCCACUAGACUAGUAACAUAAAUUGAAAAUAUUUAACUUGUUUUCGGAUUGUCUCUUUAAACUUGUUAUGCAUGAGUUAAUAGAUGAUUCCCCUUUUUACGUUUUCGUAGCGCUUUGCAUUGUGGUUAUAGUGGUAUCACUGAUAUUCAAGAUGGCUUAUUUUUUGUCCCGACCUGUGCAAAAACUUUUAAAAAGCUAGGGUCAGGUGCACGAUAUCCAACAGCAAAAUAUUCGCGAAAACAUCGCUAUCUUUAUUAGUGAUACCACUAUAACCACCAUGCAAAGUGCUACGAAAACUUAAUGAGAAUCAUCUAUUCCAUGAGUGAUCAUCCCCCCUCCGGCGGAAGCAUUUUUUUUGGGAAGAAAAGGAAAUUUCCCGGCCGCGGGAAAACAGCAGGAGGGAAAAUGUACGGCCCCCGCACAACUGUUAGGUGGCAAAUGUCCUAGCCCUGGGAUUCUUUUUCAUCAAUAUCGUUUAAAAAUCGCGUAAUGCAUAGCAAAAGUUGCAUAAUGCAUGGGGUAUAAACCGUCAAUUUAAUCU
Paramuricea clavata is the source of this 852-nucleotide messenger RNA. NCBI's taxonomy places the organism in Eukaryota, Metazoa, Cnidaria, Anthozoa, Malacalcyonacea, Plexauridae. The record is from the annotation of a GenBank genome assembly.